Condylura cristata (star-nosed mole) is the source of this 1942-nucleotide messenger RNA. RefSeq names its product olfactomedin 1 (gene OLFM1). NCBI's taxonomy places the organism in Eukaryota, Metazoa, Chordata, Mammalia, Eulipotyphla, Talpidae. The record is from RefSeq and is a predicted model, not a curated record. Gene Ontology annotation, biological process: signal transduction. The transcript has 5 exons. Bases 6 to 1886 code for a protein of 626 amino acids.
CCCGCAUGCCAGGACGUCGGAGGUGGCAGGGAGACAUGCAGCCGGCCCGGAAGCUCCUCAGCCUCCUCUUCCUCAUCCUGAUGGGCACCGAACUCACUCAAGUGUUGCCCACCAACCCUGAGGAGAGCUGGCAGGUGUACAGCUCCGCCCAGGACAGCGAGGGCAGGUGCAUCUGCACGGUGGUCGCCCCCCAGCAGACCAUGUGCUCCCGGGACGCCCGCACGAAGCAGCUGAGGCAGCUGCUGGAGAAGGUGCAAAACAUGUCUCAAUCCAUAGAGGUCCUGGACAGGAGGACGCAGAGAGACCUGCAGUAUGUGGAGAAGAUGGAGAACCAGAUGAGAGGUCUGGAGUCCAAGUUCAAGCAGGUGGAGGAGAGCCACAAGCAGCACCUGGCCAGGCAGUUCAAGGCGAUAAAAGCGAAAAUGGAUGAACUUAGGCCUUUGAUCCCUGUGUUGGAAGAGUACAAGGCCGAUGCCAAAUUGGUAUUGCAGUUUAAAGAGGAGGUCCAGAAUCUGACGUCAGUGCUUAACGAGCUGCAAGAGGAGAUUGGCGCCUAUGACUACGAUGAACUUCAGAGCAGAGUGUCCAAUCUUGAAGAAAGGCUGCGUGCAUGCAUGCAAAAACUAGGUAGGCCCAGCGCCCGCUCACACACAGGCCUAGCGGCGGUGCUGGGGCGGCGCCCCGCCUCGGGGCCCCUGCGCAGGGCCACCCUGAGCUGGCAGGAGGUAGCAGGUCUGCCCCAGGCGCCUGUCGGCACGCGAGGCCCCGCUCGCGGCGCAAAGGAACGGGACGCCGCCGACGCCACGCACGGCCUUAGCCGCGUGUGCGUCGUGCCGGGUGGGUCCGAAACAGGCUCAGGAGGGCGGGCGCCUCUCCGCUUCCGGGUGAGACGCGGCUGCCCGCCCCGAGGCUGCUCGGGCGUUGUUUGUAUCGAGAAAGCGCAGCCGCCGCGCACAGCCUUGAGCACCCCGGGAGCUUCCCGCAGGACCCCGAGUGGGGCCCCUGGGGUUCUGACACGUGGGGAAGAGCUGCUCGCCUCGUCGCACAUUCCUGCCCUCCCCAGCGAGUCCCAGCACGCACAUGACACAGCUGAAGCCCCAGGUGUGGGCCGUGCGCCCCCGUCGAUGCUGACCGGCCCCCUCGUUGACCGGCGUUUGUGCUGGACGCCGCUCGGCGCCCCAGGUGCCCGGCGCUCACGGCCGCCCCCGCAGGUCUGGUACAUGGACGGCUACCACAACAACCGCUUCGUGCGCGAGUACAGGUCCAUGGCGGACUUCAUGAGCUCGGACAACUUCACGUCGCACCGGCUGCCGCACCCCUGGUCGGGCACGGGCCAGGUGGUCUACAACGGCUCCAUCUACUUCAACAAGUUCCAGAGCCACAUCGUCAUCCGCUUCGACCUGCGGACCGAGACCAUCCUGAAGACCCGCAGCCUGGACUACGCCGGCUACAACAACAUGUACCACUACGCCUGGGGCGGCCACUCGGACAUCGACCUCAUGGCCGACGAGAGCGGGCUGUGGGCCGUGUACGCCACCAACCAGAACGCGGGCAACAUCGUGCUCAGCAAGCUGGACCCCGUGUCCCUGCAGGCGCUGCAGACCUGGAACACCAGCUACCCCAAGCGCAGCGCGGGCGAGGCCUUCCUCAUCUGCGGGACGCUGUACGUGACCAACGGCUACUCGGGCGGCACCAAGGUGCACUACGCCUUCCACACCAACGCGUCCACCUACGAGUACGUGGACAUCCCCUUCCAGAACAAGUACUCGCACAUCUCCAUGCUGGACUACAACCCCAAGGACCGCGCGCUGUACGCCUGGAACAACGGCCACCAGGUGCUCUACAACGUCACGCUCUUCCACGUCAUCCGCUCCGACGAGCUGUAGGCGCCCGGCCCCGGCGCCCGCUCGGCCGGGAGCCCCCUUGCAGCUGGAACUGCAGC